AUGAGGAUCGUGCAUAUUCGGAAUGGGACCACCCCAAAGCUCGACCGCACCAACUCGAAUAGCAAGAACGUGUGGAAGCAACGCUUUCCCGUCCACAACUCGCAUGGCUCAAGGGGGGGCAGCGAAAACGUGGCCGACCCAGCGAUGACCCCGGCCCUCAGCUACGAACGAGCUGGCCUUCAAGUAUCGUACGGUGCAUUAAUUGGUGACGACCAAGCAUUGGUCGACUUCCAAACGUACGUUGUGCCUAAAUCCAACUUGACUGCGGGCAACAAGUCGGUCACGUUUCACGUUCUUGGGGGCAUGUUAUCUGGCUUCGCCAAGCUUAACAAAGUACUGUACCACUCCGUCCGAAAUCCCUGA
Messenger RNA from Aphanomyces astaci, 363 nucleotides. RefSeq lists its product as hypothetical. The record is from RefSeq and is a predicted model, not a curated record. The transcript has 5 exons. Bases 1 to 363 code for a protein of 120 amino acids. NCBI's taxonomy places the organism in Eukaryota, Oomycota, Saprolegniomycetes, Saprolegniales, Verrucalvaceae.